CAGUCGCCUGUCUAUGCCGAGGCGCAAGGAUACGCUGGCACCGUAGAAGAGCCCAAUACAAAGUUCUCGUUCCCGGUCUAUUUGAGCACGGGCGACUCAGAAUGGAAACGGCUUAUUGGAUUAGGUGCUCGACAAAAAUUCGAUAAAUCAGACUUUCUUGUACGCGAAGACAUGGCCAUGGCUUUGCUGGAACAACCCAUGGAUGUGAGCGUUCGCAUCGUUCCUGUCCGAGCAACAAACACGCAGCAUUUGCGUGAUGGUUUCACACGAUCAUUAUUGCAGCGCAUGCGGGAUCAGGACCUCACUGAAGAUCAAGAACGUGAAAUCAUGCAGGGUAUCCAAGAAUUCAAAAGCACUUUCCCAAGUGGCAAAGUGAAAAAGGGCACCGAGUUCGUCUUUACAAAGACCAAUGAUGGUGGUCUAAAGAUGGAACAUGAGGGUAAGGUUAUGGGUACCGUCAAGAACAAAUGGUUAGCCGUCAAUUUUAUGAUGGGCUAUUUAAAUCCUACUACACCAGCUAGUGAACUUGCAAGACAAGACAUUGCGAAUGGUUUUGAGAAGCUUUUAUGCGACAAAGACUAG
This is a messenger RNA of Zychaea mexicana, 582 nucleotides long. Its product is annotated as chalcone-flavanone isomerase. The record is from RefSeq and is a predicted model, not a curated record. NCBI's taxonomy places the organism in Eukaryota, Fungi, Mucoromycota, Mucoromycetes, Mucorales, Lichtheimiaceae. The transcript is spliced from 6 exons. The annotation marks the transcript as partial. Gene Ontology annotation, molecular function: intramolecular lyase activity.